AUGUCUCCUAUCCCCCGCUGGCCCGCACUCACAUUGCCUCAAACCCUAGUGUACUCAAGCACAGUUGCCUCCGACACAUACGUUGCGUGUUGUAGUCAGACAACAAGGAGAAGCAUCUCUGCUGGCCAGACGAUUUACCUGCUUACAUUUGAGGAGAAGAUGGAAGAUUUUACAUUUGGGGAGUGGAUGGAAGAUUUUACAUUUGAGGAGAAGAUGGAAAAUUAUACAUAUGACUACGAUGCCAACUGUUGCUACGGAAAUUACAGUGACUACGAACUUUAUCGGAAGAAACAAAUAUGUGAUAUGGGAGUUCAGUUGUCCUUCACUUACUAUUUUAUGUUUCUCUUCAGUCUGAUUGGCAACGUGCUGGUCCUGGUCAUCAUCCAUCGGUUUGGGAGGCUGACCACUGUGACCAACAUUUUUCUGCUGAACCUCAUGGUGUCCUCCUUGAUCUUCAUAAGCAGCCUUCCAUUCAAGGGAGUGUCCAUACAGCUCUCUGACUGGAUCUUUGGUAACGUUAUGUGCAAGAUUGUACGCAGUGUCCACUACCUGGGCUUUUACAGCUCUGGCCUGUUUCUGGCUCUACUGACCUUUGACCGACACCUUGCAGUUGUUUACUCCUUGGGUGCGCCACGAUUGAUAAAUCAACGCUGUGCGUUACUCUGCUGCGCUGUGGUGUGGCUGGUCAGCAGUCUGGCGUGUAUCCCGUGGAUGAUUCUAUAUGAAGCUUUUCAUGAUACCCUUGACAACACAACAUUCUGUUACAUAUAUCCAGAUUACUUCACAUAUAUUAAUCUGAGAUAUCCUGCAUUUUUUCGUCAGCUUUUUAUUUUCUUGCUCUUUCCUCUGGUUGUUAUUGUGUACUGCUACAUUAGGAUUGCUAUCACUGUCAUAACAUCAAAAUCAGUUACCAAGUUCAAAACAGUCAGGUUGAUUUUUGUCAUUGUCCUGUUAUUUUUUAUUUCCUGGAUCACAUACAAUGUUGUUGUACUACUGGAUGACAAUGAACCAAUGUCCUGUGAAGGAAUUUAUAGGAGGAUUUAUGUAGAACAAAUUACCCACAUUUACUUCUGCAUCAGUCCCAUCUUCUUUACAUUUGUUGGGGAAAAGUUCCAAAACUAUUUCAGACAGAUGGUGGUAAAACGCUUCCCAGGGUUAAAGAAGUAUAUUUCCGUUGAUCAGGCCAUGCCCACAGAAAGUACACAAAAUGAAUUGAGCAGUGUCAUGGCGCACUCACUCUAG
Scomber japonicus (chub mackerel) is the source of this 1242-nucleotide messenger RNA. RefSeq names its product C-C chemokine receptor type 8-like. Lineage: Eukaryota; Metazoa; Chordata; Actinopteri; Scombriformes; Scombridae. The transcript is spliced from 4 exons. Gene Ontology annotation, molecular function: G protein-coupled receptor activity. The record is from RefSeq and is a predicted model, not a curated record. Bases 1 to 1242 code for a protein of 413 amino acids. Gene Ontology annotation, cellular component: membrane. Gene Ontology annotation, biological process: G protein-coupled receptor signaling pathway; immune response.